UAAAUGUGGCUAAGUUAAACACCGACGGUAUAAGUGUAGUGAUAUCCAUUAGACAAAUUAUCAUGUUGCAGCCACGGAGCCAAAAUCCAGUUAGCCAUGUCCGUAAGUAUUAAUUUUGCGAGUAGUAGUAGUUAUUAAGAAAUACUAGGAAAUAAGAAUAUUAACGUAUUGUACAGUGGAUGACACAAAUUAUUCAGUUGUUACCUUUUAGUUUUUAUGACUAGUGACUAGACACUAUUAUGACUAGUGAAGCAGGUUUUUUUACUAUCUACUAUCUGAAUUUAGAGUUGUUUUAGGUGGGUUCGUAGUCAAUGAUAUUGUGUCAACAUUCAUAGUCAAUAAUUUUAGAUUAUCAGCUUGCAUGAUCAUCAACAGGCAGUUGAGUCUUUGUUGAGUAUUUUAUUAGGAAAUUUAUUUGGGAAAUUUUGAGUAAUAUAAAGGAUGUUAGAAUGUAAAGUUCAGCUCCAGUUCACCUUUCACUUAGUGCAACGUCCGAACUCCAACGCUGUGACAGAUUUGACUCCUGAAAUCUGGAAUCAACAUCCAUCUGAAGAGAUCCAAAACCAUCGACGUCGCAGAAGCUCAAAUCGAACUCUCUACAUCGUUUCAACAUCAGAGACACCUGGACUACAAACAAAUGUAAUCAAGAUGAAGUGGUCUUUUCAUUGUCUCAACAGGCUGGUAGGGCUAAGGUUGGGCUAUGGAUACCUAGAGGUCUCUACACGCGAAGUGGCAUCCCUUCUCCAACUACCCGCUCUUGAAACAAGGCGCUUCUACCAUGAUGCAAUAUUCUUGUUCCGCCUCGUUAACUCUACUGUGGACUGUCCUGAGCUGCUGGAGAGGAUUUGCUUCCGGGUUCCUGCUGGUACUAGAUCCCAAUAUCUAUUUGCUAGAUCCUCUGUUUCCUCAUCAUACUUGGCCAACUCUACGAUGCGGAGAAUUCAGCUUCAUGGAAACCUUCUUCCUAACCACAUGGAUUUCUUCGCUUCCUCAUUCCUAACCUUCAAACGGAAUCUCAAGACAUUUAUCAACCUGCAACACACUUGAAACCUCUUAAUCACAACAAACACACACCCACACAACACACACACACACACA
This is a messenger RNA of Homalodisca vitripennis (glassy-winged sharpshooter), 1098 nucleotides long. RefSeq lists its product as uncharacterized. The record is from RefSeq and is a predicted model, not a curated record. The transcript is spliced from 2 exons. NCBI's taxonomy places the organism in Eukaryota, Metazoa, Arthropoda, Insecta, Hemiptera, Cicadellidae. The coding region runs from base 442 to 1047 and encodes 201 amino acids.